AUGUCUGGCCGCAGCGAAGCGCCUCGCGGGGGCAGCGACCGCGCCGCCGAGCGCCGCAGGGACCCUCCCGCCAGCAUUCCUCCAGCAGACACAGCGGCGCGCGGCCCGCGCGAGCCCUUACAUAGCCAGCCGCCUCCACGCCACCUCCGUCCCCAGCGCGCAGACGCACCGCCGGCCACACCACCUGCGCUGUCGGCAGUACUGUGCCAAUUUUUUGUGCAGUUUGUUCUUGGAGCCUCCCUGCAGCUGGAGUGUGCCUCGGAAGGAGCAGAGAAUGGGGGCAGGGGACACGGGACAGGCCGCGGAUACAGCAGGCGGCGGCAGUCGGUGCGGCGCGGCGCGGCGGACGCUCCCGAUUUAGUGGCGGCGGCAGAAGGCGGUGGAAGGCCGCGUCUGGCGCCGACCUCCCCGCCUGGGACGGACCAGCGCGCCGCGCCGCGCCGCACGCGACCGCCGAGCACGCAACGCCGCAGUUACACAUACAGCACGGAGUAG
This is a messenger RNA of Schistocerca gregaria, 495 nucleotides long. RefSeq names its product putative HTLV-1-related endogenous sequence. NCBI's taxonomy places the organism in Eukaryota, Metazoa, Arthropoda, Insecta, Orthoptera, Acrididae. Bases 1 to 495 code for a protein of 164 amino acids. The transcript is spliced from 3 exons. The record is from RefSeq and is a predicted model, not a curated record.